AUGCAAGCAGCAAAUCACACAGCACGAUCACAUUUCCUCCUGCAGGGCCUCUCUGAGGAUCCAGAAGUUCAGUCCAUUCUCUUUGGACUCUUCCUAUCCAUCUACCUUCUUGCAGUUCUUGGCAACCUGCUCAUCAUCCUCACUGUCAUCUCUGAUUUCUGCCUCCACACCCCCAUGUACUUCUUCCUCUGUAACCUCUCCUUUGUGGACAUUGGCUUCAUUUCCACCACAGUCCCAAAGAUGCUAGUGAACAUCCAGGCACAGAACAAAGACAUCUCCUAUACAGAGUGCCUCACACAGGCAUUCUUUUUUUUGACAUUUCUUGGAGUUGACAAUUUCCUACUGACCAUGAUGGCCUAUGACCGCUUUGUAGCCAUCUGCCAUCCGCUGAAAUAUACACUCAUCAUGAACCCUCGGCUCUGUGGCUCUCUGGUUCUCAUGUCCUGGUUCAUCAUCUUAUGGGUAGUUCUGACUCAUAUUCUCCUGCUGAUGCGGCUCACCUUCUCUAUAGGCACUGAAAUCCCUCAUUUCUUUUGUGAACUUCCUCAGGUUCUCAAUGUGGCCAGAUCUGAUACCCUAAUCAAUAGCAUCUUUCUUAAUGUGUUAACUGUCCUACUGGGUUUAUUUCCUAUUUCUGGGAUUAUCUACACUUACUUUCAGAUUGUCUCUACUUUAAUGAGAAUGUCCUCUACUGCAAGCAGAUAUAAAGCAUUUUCUACCUGUGGGUCUCACCUCUGUGUGGUCGCACUGUACUAUGGAACAGGACUUGCAGUCUACCUCAGCUCUGCUGUGACCCAUUCUUCCCAUGAAAGCUCAAUUGCCUCUGUGAUGUACACUGUGGUGACCCCCAUGCUGAACCCCUUCAUCUACAGCCUGAGGAACAAGGAUGUGAAGGGGGCCCUGGGAAGACUCCUCAGCAGAGCAGCCUCUGGUCCAUCAUGGACUAGUGUCUUCAGAACUAUGGGAAUAUUACAGACCCUAAGGAAAAUGCUGUGA
Molecule: messenger RNA, 996 nt
Organism: Fukomys damarensis (Damara mole-rat)
Lineage: Eukaryota; Metazoa; Chordata; Mammalia; Rodentia; Bathyergidae
Product: olfactory receptor 7D4
Exons: 1
Coding region: 1-996 (331 amino acids)
Biological process (GO): G protein-coupled receptor signaling pathway
Cellular component (GO): membrane
Molecular function (GO): G protein-coupled receptor activity; olfactory receptor activity
Source: RefSeq, a predicted model, not a curated record